AAAGAACAAUGGCUGGACUGAGGAGAUUAGACAGGAAACACGUCAUCCUUACAGUUCUGGUUGUCUGCCUGACCUUGAACUUCCUGCUCCUCUGGCUGAUCUAUCCUACGCGACAUGUUCAACAGACCGUCCAGCGUAUAGCCCCUCCCCUUCCUGUAGGAAAGUACGGCCUUACCUUUCAACCCUCUCCCCACAUGAUCUCACAAUGUGUACAGCACUGCCAUCCCAAAUUUACCGUCGUUGGUGUCGAUAAGGACGCUGUGAAACACGCAUGUCGCCAACAGAAGAAAAUCAAUCAAAGUUUAAUCACGAUGGUGAAGGUUCUAGAAAACCGAGAAAAGAAAAUCUUGUCGUUUCUUUUAAAGCCUGUCGUUAACCAUAUACAACAUGCCUACACGCAUAACCCACGCCACGCUUGCGUGUUUAAUAAGACAGACGUUCUUUUUGUAAUACCGUCGUCGGCUGCUAAUUUCGAAAACAGGGUCAAGGUCAGAAACUCUAGUAUUGGUCAGUUUGUCAAACAGCGGCAAAACAAAGCCGCCAUGUUGUUUUUUCUUGGCAAACCGCCAACGGAUGUGGAGAAUAUCCAGCGCAAGAUUGACGUGGAGUCUGGUAACCAUGGCGACAUCGUGCAGGAGAACUUUCUCGACGUUUAUUCCAACAUCCGACUCAAGGCGUUGUCCAUGCUAUACUGGGCAGCCGAGUUCUGUCCGCAGACGACAUUUGUUAUACGGGCAGACGAUGACGUCAAAGUCUUCCCAGACAAACUGGUGUCUGUUUUACGAGACACACACAGCAGACAUGGGAACUUUAUUUUAGGGAACAAGGUUAUAGGCUGGGAACCCAUUCGGAAAAAGAAUUCCAAGUACUAUUUAUCAGAGGGUGAGUACCCUCACUCCACCCUUCCACCGUUCGCGCUGGGUGGAUUGCUGGGGUACCCCAUCUGUACCGUGUGGCUGUUGUACCAGGCGGCGCUCAGGGUCAGACCCGUGUGGUUGGAUGACGUGUACGUCACGGGGAUCUGCGCACCGGAAGUUGGGGUCCCUGUACUCAAUGACACCAAUUUUGGGUUCAAGCACUGGGACUGGUGA
Molecule: messenger RNA, 1091 nt
Organism: Physella acuta
Lineage: Eukaryota; Metazoa; Mollusca; Gastropoda; Physidae
Product: beta-1,3-galactosyltransferase 5-like
Biological process (GO): protein O-linked glycosylation
Cellular component (GO): Golgi membrane
Molecular function (GO): hexosyltransferase activity
Source: RefSeq, a predicted model, not a curated record